AUGACAACUUUCGUUCCCCUUGCAACGGACGGCGAUGGGACCGCCUCGGCCGUCGCUGUUGGCGACUGGCUUCUUCAAAUCAUCAACUUGAAGAACCCUGCGCAGACCCAGAGCUACUACACGCAGUUCCUGGAGCAGUUCGACAAGGACGAGGAGACGGGCGAGCAGAGGAUCCGCGACCACUUCCAGCUCUUCGAACUUCUCCUCUCUCAGCACCAACUUGUCUUCAACUACGCUACUCAUGCCCGACAACAGCCUGCCGGCGAAAAGAGCGACAGGCCGGCGGCGACGCGAAAAACCUUCCUGGAGGCAGUGCACGAAGUCGAGGAGUUUUUCACCGUUCUCAUCGCCAUGGUGGUUCUUCGCAUCGAAAACGUCGAACAGGCCGGACAAGCGGCUGGCACGCUUUGCUCGGUUUUCCGCGCCUCCACAGACAUGGCAGAAUUUCGGCUGCGCCUGCUGCAGUCGCUGUACAACGCGUUCCCCCCCAACUUCCCCUACCGGUUCCCCAUCUUUGUGGCCACGCUCGAGUACGCGGCGGAAACCAAUCUCUUCAACGUCAUGCUCCCCUACAUUCGCUACAUUAACGAAUGGAUGCGCGACUGGAAUCUGCCACCUUCGUCCAAGCGCCAAGUCUUCCUCAUUCUCGCUAACGAGCUGAAGAAACUGAAGAAGGCAGAUGAGGCGUACCCCUUCCUCAAGCGCCACGUCCAGUUCUUCCAGAACGAAAAAGAAGAAAUCCUCGCGAAUGGAGCGACAAUCUCCGCGGCGGUCGAGUUGGUGGAAGACAGCAUUCGCCUUCCGGACGUGAUUGUCUUCGACGGCCUGAUGGACUUGCAUGCAGUGGUGUAUCUGCGGAAGACUGCGCAUGCGCCUCUCAUUGAACUGCUUCAAAUCUUCGUUAACCAAGGCCCGAAAGAACUCGAAGCCUUCAAGAGCAAACACCCGCAAGUCUUCGAGGAGCACGGUCUGAACUACGAGCAGUGCUUGGCGAAAAUCCGCCUUCUCGCCGUCGCCUCGCUCGUGCACGGUCGCAAGAAGGAAGUGUCUAUUCGCGCAAUCGGAGACGCGCUCCAACUGAGCGAAGCAGGCGCGGAGGAAGUCGCCGUCCAGGCGAUCGGCCAGGGAAUCGUCGACGCGAAAAUCGAUCAAAUGGCCCGCGUGCUCCACGUUCGCUCCGCCAUGCAGCGCGAGUUCGGCCGUCAGCAGUGGGAAGAACUGCUCGAGCGCAUCGAGCACUGGGGCGAGGGCGUUCGGGCGCUCAUCGGCUGCAUGCAAAGCGUGAAAAACCAGGUGGCCUCGGCCGCGGCCGGGUCUUCGCCGGGCGGCCUCUCCCCUCCAGGCGCCUCUCUGGGGGCUGCGGCCGGCUCCGUGGCGGCUCCGCAGCAGUAA
Messenger RNA from Neospora caninum, 1392 nucleotides. Its product is annotated as Contig An13c0020, complete genome, related. NCBI's taxonomy places the organism in Eukaryota, Apicomplexa, Conoidasida, Eucoccidiorida, Sarcocystidae. Gene Ontology annotation, cellular component: cytoplasm; eukaryotic translation initiation factor 3 complex. The transcript is spliced from 9 exons. The record is from RefSeq and is a predicted model, not a curated record. Bases 1 to 1392 code for a protein of 463 amino acids. Gene Ontology annotation, biological process: cytoplasmic translational initiation. Gene Ontology annotation, molecular function: translation initiation factor activity.